CUCCAUCUACACCCAAAUGCCAGAUCCUAGCCUCGGAUCAGGACCCAGGAUCCCCUCCCGAAAGGGCCCAAACCCGCUCUUCUUCCUCGGCAUGGUCGUCGCCAGUUCUCUCGCAUUCUUCGGCCUCGCAGAGAAGAGGCAACAGGACAACGAAGCGAAGGGUAUCAGGCCCGUCAACACUUCGUCCAGUUUGUUUAUGAGGUCGGGCAAGGAGGGGGAGAAGAUCGACAUGCCAAACCCUAGAAGAGUCGAGUAGCGGGCAUGUGAGAGACACAAUCGCUCAUGUAUCACCACCCCUUUGCAGACAUCACUCUAUAUAAUCAUCGACCCAUGCAUCUCUUCGAAUGGA
Molecule: messenger RNA, 349 nt
Organism: Cryptococcus amylolentus CBS 6039
Lineage: Eukaryota; Fungi; Basidiomycota; Tremellomycetes; Tremellales; Cryptococcaceae
Exons: 2
Coding region: 17-256 (79 amino acids)
Source: RefSeq, a predicted model, not a curated record